GCGCUGCACAACAUGGAGGACAGAGACUAGUUAGUAAAAUUACAGCUAUGCAGCAGGGAAUAACGGCCAGAGUUAAUAUUAAGACACGAACGUAGUGGAAUUCAGUUAAAAGGCAGGUCUGAAAUCCACAGGGGAGGAUGUUUUGUGUCCAGCUGCGGCCAUGGCUUCAGCCUGGGGCUCGAGUUUGUGCUGUUACUCAGCAGUCCAUCCAUAAACUUGCUUCGCUCCAAAAGGCCACAACGCUUCCCCCAAAGAAGAUGCAAGGCCUACUUUACCCCUUUAGCAGGCUGGAGGGUUAUCUGGACAGGUCUGUGGACAAAACACAGUUCCAGCUCUUUCAUCCAAGUUUGGAGGACAUGGUUGAAGCAGAGAAGCUCUUCUGCCCUUCACCGUCUCACAAGAUUGAUUUCUACGUUUCUGCAGAGCGGAUGGACCAUGUACCUGCACUCAAACAACCAGAGGUGUGUUUCAUCGGCAGAAGCAAUGUGGGCAAGUCAUCUCUCAUCAAAGCUCUAUUUUCCCUGACUCCUGAGGUAGAAGUCAGAGUGUCCAAAACCCCAGGUCACACAAAAAAGAUGAACUUCUUCAAAGUGGGCAAAGCGUUCACCAUGGUGGACAUGCCCGGCUAUGGACACAAUGCGCCGAAGGACUUUGUGGAUAUGGUGGAGCCUUAUCUUUACACCAGGAAAAAUCUGGUGAGGACAUUCCUGUUGGUUGAUGGCAGUGUCGGUUUGCAGAAGGCUGACCGGAUUGCUCUGGAGAUGUGCGAGGAGACAAGGUGUCCAUAUGUGAUGGUGGUGACUAAGAUUGACAAAUGUGGACAAGGAACGCUGCUGGCGAACUUGCUCAGUCUGCAGGAUGUGGUUAAAACCCAGACCACAAGCUGCUUCCCUCAGCCGUUUCUGAUCAGCUCUCUACAUUUUGAGGGGAUCUACUUCCUGAGAUGCUUUAUUGCCCAUGUAACAGGGAGAAUAAGAGUCAAGGACACCUGUCAAAGCUGAUGAGAAACCAGCUCGAGUGGAAAUGGGACUUGGCAGAGAAAUGACCAUAACACCUGAUGAGUGCUGUGACUGGUAUUUCUUUGUCUGUUGAUUGACUUUUGCCCUGUACACCGUUGGGCAUGCUUUAAAAAGUCACUUACUGUCACUGUGCCGAAGUGUAACAGCCCCGGCUGCCUCACGGACUACACUGACAGCGAUGAAGUGCUUCAAGAAGUUGGUCGGAAGCAACAUCUGCUCGUCUCUAAACCCUCUGCACACCACUGAACACCCUGGUAGCAGAUGUGGGCACUGUGCUGUUCAUAAAUGGCAGCUCAGCAGAAUUGUCAGAGUUGAAGAGUAACUAAGCAGAUACGGUUGGUUUUUAUUUCUAGAUUUCUGCAAGUGCUGAGGUGUGCAGAAGUGUUCUGUUUUUCCUACAUAAGCACUGCUUUCUUAAGAAUCCUUGUUAAAGUUUUAACUGCACGUGUCACGACCAAAAUAUUACUUGAAGUGUUGCCAAAUUUCCCAUUGCAAACCUGUACCCUACUAUUUAUGUUUUGUUUUUUUCUCAUUCACUCAAUGUUGUCAUAGGGAGAGAAGUUAAGAGAUGAUGGGGAAACUGACCUCAGUGAAAAUUUAGGUACUGACUGCUAGGAGGCAUUAAAUUAAAUUCAUGCCCGUAUCAUACCCUGAUGCAGCUAAAGAUUGCCCCAAGAGCUCAACUAAACCAAUGCAAUACUCACUGACAUACAGUACAUCUCAAUGCACAGCCCUCUUGCCCUUCAUAUAAAGGCAAAUUUACAGAUCCCAUAUGUAUGUGUUGGUCACAUCCAAAACUACAAGUUUAUACUAAAACCUUUUCAACAACCUCUCCCGUUGUUUUGUUGGGAAUUUUUAGAGUUGUGUCAAAGUCAUGUCUCAUUUAAAGGAAUUUAAAGGAGCAAAGUGGAGAUGUGAUAGCCUUCACAUUCAUAAUGAUUAAGUGGCGGUCUCCACCGAGCUUCACAAGAUGUACAUUAGACAAUUUUUUAUACUAAAAUUGAAGAAAAAAAAAAAAGUUAAACACACUUUGGAACCAUACAACAAUACAUAAGGAUCUUGAUGAUCCUUGAGGAGGCCAAGAGGACCAAUUCAAACAGCCUCUGACUGACUUUUCUUUCUUUCUUUCUUACCUGUUUUCUGUUUCUAUGUUUUGAAUCAAAAUAAAAGUAUGUAUGUGAUAAUAUA
Messenger RNA from Stegastes partitus (bicolor damselfish), 2207 nucleotides. RefSeq names its product GTP binding protein 8 (gene gtpbp8). Gene Ontology annotation, molecular function: GTP binding. The record is from RefSeq and is a predicted model, not a curated record. The transcript has 9 exons. Gene Ontology annotation, cellular component: mitochondrion. Bases 138 to 1001 code for a protein of 287 amino acids. Lineage: Eukaryota; Metazoa; Chordata; Actinopteri; Pomacentridae.